This is a messenger RNA of Girardinichthys multiradiatus, 1864 nucleotides long. Its product is annotated as UDP-glucuronosyltransferase 2C1-like. The coding region runs from base 132 to 1772 and encodes 546 amino acids. NCBI's taxonomy places the organism in Eukaryota, Metazoa, Chordata, Actinopteri, Cyprinodontiformes, Goodeidae. Gene Ontology annotation, biological process: DNA-templated transcription. The record is from RefSeq and is a predicted model, not a curated record. The transcript is spliced from 2 exons. Gene Ontology annotation, molecular function: UDP-glycosyltransferase activity; DNA-directed RNA polymerase activity; DNA binding.
GUGUUACAACAAAACUAUUAUCGCGUUUGUGACGUUUGACUACAUGCCACACAAACAAGCCUUUAAAGGGCAGACAAGGAGAAGCUUUCAGGAGAAAACAGAGUUCCCCAGUUACUCUCCAGCUGCUGUUUAUGAAACUGAGACCCAGAUUCAGGUAUCCUGCAAUCAGCAUGAAGAUGCCUCUUUUCUCUUUUCUCACCUUUACUCUGCUAUCAAUGCAACUAUCGAUCGUAUCAGGGGGCAAAAUUCUGGUGUUCCCAUUGGACGGAAGCCACUGGGUAAACAUGAAAGUGAUCAUAGAGCGACUGCAUGCCAGAGGCCACGAGAUCACUGUGCUUCGGCCCUCUGAUAGCUGGUACAUCAAAGAAGAGUCCUCCCUCUACACCUCCGUGACUCUUCCCUGCCAUGGCGGAUUUGAGGAAAACUUUGACACGUAUUUAUCUCAACAGCUAGAGAUUCGGCUUCAAAUGAAGCCCGAAUCUUUUUGGUCCAAAAUCUGGACUCAGAUGCAAAUAAGGUGGGUGGUUCUAGACCAGUUCACACAGUUUCAUAAGAAAGUGGGUGAUAUAAUUACACACAUGUUUGAAAAUGAAGAUCUGAUGCAGUCGUUGCAUGCUGCCAAAUAUGACAUGGUCCUGACUGACCCUGGCAUUGGUGGAGGUGCAAUGCUGGCACGCAGACUCCAUCUUCCUCUGGUGUUUAAUGCCAGAUGGACCAUUCAUGGUGAAGCUCACUUCCUCAUUGCUCCUUCACCUCUCUCAUACAUUCCCUUUACGGGAACAGAGCUGACAGAUAAGAUGACUUUCCCUCAGAGAUUAAAGAAUGUCUUGAGUUUCUUUAUUGGGAAACUCACACUUUCAUAUAUCACAGACCCUUCCUACAAACCCAUCGUCCGGCGCUUCUUCGGCCCUGAUGUCGAUUACUCAACCUUCUUCCUCGAUGCUGAUAUCUGGCUUAUGAGAAACGACUUUGUGUUUGAAUUCCCUCGUCCAACAUUGCCAAAUGUUGUCUACAUGGGAGGUUUUCAGUGCAAGCCCUCAAAAUCCCUCCCUGCUGAUCUGGUGGAGUUUGUACAGAGCUCUGGAGUUCAUGGGAUUGUCAUAAUGACUCUAGGAACGUUAGUAAGCAACCUGCCUCCGGAUAUCUCAGAAGAGAUUGCGGCAGCAUUUGCUCAGCUGCCUCAGAAGGUUAUUUGGAGGUAUAUAGGACCAAGACCAAACAACCUGGGCAACAAUACACGAUUGGUCAAGUGGCUGCCACAAAAUGACCUUUUAGGUCAUCCUAAAACUCGAGUAUUCAUCACCCACGGAGGCACCAAUGGAGUUCAGGAGGCAAUAUACCAUGGCGUUCCAGUAGUUGGUCUUCCCUUGUUCUUCGAUCAGCCUGAUAAUCUAUCCAGGGUCAAGGCAAAGGGAGCAGGUGUGAUUGUAGAUAUUGCCAUGCUCAACAGGCAUAUCUUCAAAGAGGCUCUGAUGACAGUUAUUUACAACUCCACCUAUGGAGAUAACAUGCGGACGCUAUCAAAGCUGCACAGAGAUCAGCCAAUGAAACCUCUGGAUCAGGCUGUGUUUUGGAUCGAGUACGUCAUAAGACACAAAGGAGCCCGUCAUCUGCAAACACACUCCUAUAAAAUGUCCUGGUUUGUUUACAGCUCUGUUGAUGUCUUCACAGCUUUAUUAGCAGCUGUUCUGCUUGUAACGUUAAUCUGGAUUUCAGUUGUUAGAUUUCUGUUGAGGAAGAUUUUUACUGGAGGAAAAAUUAAACAUCAAUGAUGUAAAAAUACAAAUGCUUAUUGAGUGACACUGAGUGAGAAAGGAAAGCGGUUUAUCUAUGACAAUUUCAUAAAUAAAAGCAACAGAGUUUA